Molecule: messenger RNA, 1206 nt
Organism: Beauveria bassiana ARSEF 2860
Lineage: Eukaryota; Fungi; Ascomycota; Sordariomycetes; Hypocreales; Cordycipitaceae
Product: protein kinase domain-containing protein
Exons: 2
Coding region: 1-1206 (401 amino acids)
Biological process (GO): protein phosphorylation
Molecular function (GO): protein kinase activity; ATP binding
Source: RefSeq, a predicted model, not a curated record
AUGAUUGGAAAUGUCCUCAAAAGUCGAUAUGAGAUUGUGGCCAAGUUGGGCUAUGGGGGGUUUUCGACCGUCUGGCUCGCACGGGACAUUGAGCAAUAUACGUAUGUCGCUCUCAAGAUUGGCGUCUCUGACACCCGAACACAUGAGACAACCGUGAUGAAGGCGCUAUCAGAAUCCAAACCUAGCGUUUCGACAACAUCUGUCGCGGCAUCGGGAGCUGGCGCCAUACCUGUGCCCCUCGACGAAUUCACCGUGCAUGGUUCCAACGGUACGCAUCCCUGCUACACUACUGCUGUGGCAGAAUGCAAUAUCAGAGACUGCUCUUCCUCGAGAAUGUUCAAGUUGGACGUGGCCAGGGCUUUGGCACUCAAGCUCGUGUCAGCCGUGGCAUACAUGCACGACCAGGGCUAUGUUCAUGGUGAUAUUCAUCUCGGCAAUGCAAUGAUCAAGCUCAACUCUGGCUUGAGCACCUUGUCUAUCGACCAACUAUACAUACGCCCGCAGACAGAAGAGAUAUCCAGAGCUGAUGAAGGCGCCCUGCCACCCAAUGUUCCCGCAAGAGCAGUUCGGCCUCUCGAUCUUGGCAAGCCGGCUUCUGAGAUAUCUUUGCAGGAAACCAACUUGCUUCUCAUUGACUUUGGCGAAUCCUUUGCACCAGCGGAAACUUUCCGUCCUUGCCAGGACUGCCGCUCCUAUUUAGCCGCGCGGCCACCAGAAUGUCGGUUCGAGCCAUCAUCGCCGCUCUCCUUCUCUGCCGAUAUUUGGUGUCUCGGAAUCGCCCUCUGGGAUCUCAUAGCGAUGAAACCUCUGUUCAAUGACCAGCUUGUGCCGCCAGACUCUGUCGUUGCGCAGCAAGAGGAUAUCCUCGGGCCAAUGCCGCCGCAGUGGUGGAAACAGUGGGAGAAGCGGCUCGAGUAUUUCGACGCAGAGGGUAAUUCCGCUCGAGGAAAUGACGACACCUCUCCUCCACUUGAUGAAGCCUUCAAAGUUUGGGGACAGAAAUACAGGGCAAAGCGCAAGGCUGGCGUGUUACCACAAGAUGAAGAAGCGGCCUUCAUUUCCCUGCUGAGUCGGAUGCUGUCUUUGGAUCCGAGAGCUCGACCCUCGGCAAACGAAGUGCUUGCGUCGGAAUGGAUCAAGAACUGGGCGAUGCCAAGCUUCGAGCAGAGUCUUGCGGGGACACCGGAACAGAAUGCUAUGCCCUAG